ACCGCUCCAUUUUUUUUCUCGAAAUGAUUUGAUCUUAUUGCUUUCAAAAUUAUUCUGUUUGCUGUAUGUAGAUUUAGGUUUCGAUGUAACUAUAUAGGGUCUCUGUGAUUUUUUUUCUUUGAAUAGAUGUUUGGUGUCGAUUUCUGAAGGAUUUUUUAAUUUGUUCUGCUCUAAACGGAUUGUUCUUCGUAGAUGUACGAAUUGUUCGUGUUAUAUAAUGAGCAAACCGCAAGAGCCGCACCGGCCUUUCUUUCAUUUUGGGAAUCCUUUCCGUGCAAUAUCGCCAAAGGGUUCAAAAUUGUCUUCUAGACUUGUUUUUCUUUUAGCCACUUUUGAGGAUUCCUUGGCACAGAAGCUGAGAAAGCUUACUCCUAAAUCGGAUCAUGACGUAUUUAGCUUCUUAUGGAUGGGAUUAGCAAUGAAGCUGCUGUGUGAAAUUCACAAUGAUGUAAAAACUCUUAUAGGAGAUCUUGAGCUCCCUGUAUCUGACUGGGGUGAGAAAUGGCUAGAUGAGUACCUGGACAUCAGUGUGAAAUUACUUGAUAUAUGCAAUGAUUUUAGCUCUGAUCUCUCACAGUUGAAUCAGGGUCAUCUGAUACUUCGGUGUGCCCUGCACAAUCUGGCUUCUACAUCUUCCAACCAGUUUGUUCCGGCCCGUUCUUCGUUAGAUGCAUGGAAUCAACAUAUUAGUUCCAGAACCUCCAGAGUUGAGAACCGUUCUCCUAUUAUGGACCAUUUUGAGGAAUUACUUGAUCUUCCGAAGGUCAAGAACUCACCCAAAGGCAAGGUUUUGAUGCAAGUGAUGUACGGAGUGAAGGUGGCAACUUUGUUUAUUUGCAGUGUUUUUGCUUAUGCCUUCUCCGGUUCUUCCAAAAGGCUGUUAUCCAUCAAUGUUCCGGAUACAUACAGAUGGGCACAAGCGUUUAUUGAAUUACAGAAAAAUGUAAAUAUGGGAAUUAAAAUAAAUCAUUCCAGUGGAAGGUUUACUGCGUUGAGAGAUCUUAAUGCAGUUGAUGAGCGUGUAAAAAAACUGCACUCUAUGAUUCAAGAAAAUAUUGAUGGUGGCAUGAAAGUGGAAGAAUGUCAAAAUUUGAUUGUAGAUUUGAGGAGCGAGGCAGAAAAGCUUACACAAGUGACAGAAGGAAAAGAUCAGAAGCAUGAGUUUUCAUGCAGUGUGUCGCGGUCUAGGACCGCCAACCUUGCCGGUGAACAUUUGCGAGUUAGCUGCACAAAUUGGCAGUGGGUUUGUGAAUUUUACUUGAUGGUUGGAUCCUUCUCACAUCUUGAACAUUUUCCUUAUCUUAUCUCAUCGUUUUCCUAGUUUUUUUCUGGCAUAUAACUUCAUUUACUCGCUAGUUGCUUUUAAAGAGAAAUCAAGAUGACAUUCUAUGGGUGAGUCCAACCUAUAUUAAUCAGAACUGUGCUGGAAAGGUAGAAUACAGGUCUUUCAGAACAUUUUUAGAUA
Cucurbita moschata (crookneck pumpkin) is the source of this 1465-nucleotide messenger RNA. RefSeq names its product protein BPS1, chloroplastic-like. The record is from RefSeq and is a predicted model, not a curated record. The coding region runs from base 218 to 1321 and encodes 367 amino acids. Gene Ontology annotation, biological process: shoot system development; root development. NCBI's taxonomy places the organism in Eukaryota, Viridiplantae, Streptophyta, Magnoliopsida, Cucurbitales, Cucurbitaceae. The transcript is spliced from 3 exons.